Tribolium castaneum (red flour beetle) is the source of this 1761-nucleotide messenger RNA. It is a transcript of the gene bnl, whose product is annotated as branchless. Gene Ontology annotation, cellular component: cytoplasm. Lineage: Eukaryota; Metazoa; Arthropoda; Insecta; Coleoptera; Tenebrionidae. The transcript has 3 exons. Gene Ontology annotation, biological process: animal organ morphogenesis; regulation of cell migration; positive regulation of cell population proliferation. The record is from RefSeq and is a predicted model, not a curated record. Gene Ontology annotation, molecular function: growth factor activity; fibroblast growth factor receptor binding. Bases 520 to 1644 code for a protein of 374 amino acids.
GUUCGCAGAAAAGUCGAAGUGGAUGGUCCUGCAUCACGUACGUGUGGUUAUAAGUAUCGGAAAAGGUGUUAGUAAUCUAUUACUAGUUCGGAAUAGUCGGAAUUGCGGUUGGUGUGUGAAGGAGUGUGAGCUUAAAAGCGAUGAAAAUGAGCAUGGAGGAGUGAAGCAGUGAAUCCUGUCACGUCCGUGUGCGUAUUUAGAGAGGGGAAGCACCGCAUUUGCGAGGAUAUGUGCUAGGACUGUUAGGGUUGGUGGCACCGUCGGCAUCGCCGUCCACGUGAGCGUCUCGUCGAAGCUGGUGCCGACUUCGGCUCUAGAGUGUGGCGUUUUCGAGUCCGUAGUGUCAGUUGAGUUGGGUUUCAGUGUGUUCGCGGCUGUCGAGCCAGUAGCACGCAUGAGAGAGCGUUUGCGUUAUCAUGAGAGUGUCCCGCGUUCGCGUUCUCGAGUCGCGGCUGCCGUGGCGGCUGGCGGCACCGUCCCGGUAGAGAGUGACAGUGAGUGCGACAUAAUGUCCCAGUCAUGGUGAAGGCGCUGUUCCUGGGGCUGUUAGCUGCAACGAUGUGUGGUUUCGCCCGCGCCGCCCCCGCGCCCGCUCCCCAGCCAGAUCUUCCCGCGACGGCGACGCCGCCGCCCCCAGCGCCCCCGCAGCCCCAGCCCCCCUUCGAGGACCCGGCGGCCCGCAGCGAGCGCAGCACCAACCUCUCGCACGUCACCGGCACCGCCAGAAAGAUCCAGAUGUUCAUCAAGAACCGCCACCUGCAGCUGCUCCCCGACGGCACCGUCAACGGCACCACCGACGACACCAGUGCUUACACCAUUUUGCAAAGGACCACGGUUGGCAUUGGCCAAAUGAAAAUCCAAGGAGUAGCCACUUGUCAGUAUUUAUGCAUGGAUAGUUGCGGAUUGCUCUACGGAUCGAGAGAAUUCGGAGAUGAAUGCAUAUUCAACGAAACGAUUGAGCAACACCAUUACAAUACCUACUCAUCUAGUAAGUACUCCAACGAAAGGAGGACCUUGUACCUGGCUUUAAAUCGGCGAGGACAGCCGCGAAAAGUCCAAUUGCGAGCGCGCCAACAACUGGGAAGACUUUCUUCGUACACCCGCGUGCUGACGCGGACCGUGGCCCCGGAGCGGGCCGAGGAGCUGCACCCGGUGCGGCACCACGGGCACCUGUGCGCCACCCCCAGCCCCCUGGACGGGGGGCACCCGCCGGCCCCCAGCGACCCUCCGCGCUGCCGGAAGCGGCGAAAGCGGAAGAAGAAAAAGCGAAAAUGCCCCCCCGACGCCGAACCCGACACCGAACUGUGCCACAAAAGACAUAACACGUCGAACCAUCGAAAACUCCAACCCACCAGGUUAGUGAAGAAAUGUGAGAAUGAAGACAGUGACGAGUGCCAAAGAGAUGUGACUGUUAAUAAAAAGAAACACAAGACUAGUGAUAAAAAUUUAGGCCCCAAAAAGAAGAAGAACAGUAAAAAAGGUGCGAAAAAAAGACACCACGUGGUCACAAGCACGGAGGCCCCGACGACCGACGACGACUACGGCCUGGACUCCACCACCCACUGGGACUGGGAGGACUCCACGGCCCUCCCGGACGUCUCCAUGUCCCUCCCGGGCGGCCCCACCCCCGCCCAACCCGACUGACUCGCUCCGGCGUCCUCUAGCGCCCCUUUUCCUCCUCCUUUAUUUAUUUGUAAUAUUUAUUGUAUCUUGAACAUUGUACAUAAUUAUAUAAAUAAGUGAAAUAUACCUCGCUAUCAA